CACCUAACCACCACCAUCAACAGCACCACCACCACCAGCACCACCUAACCACCACCAUCAAGGCAUCAACACCACCACCACCACCACCAACAACAACAGCAGAAAAAGAUGGAAUCACAGUUCACAGCAAAGCCACCGCCGGUGGCAGUUGACAUAUCACAGAUGCCUGAGACCCCACAGCUGCGUGGGUCCCACCACCGCAGGGCCCAUUCCGACACCUCCUUCCGUUUUCCCAACUUGGACGACCUUCUCCUCUUCGACCCUUCCGACCUCGACCUCUCCACCCUCCCUUCUCCCCCUCCACGUGGCACUCCCAUGGCCGUUGAUUCCUCUGACGAGUCCGCUAAGCCCACAUCCGGGUCCAUGGCCCACUUCCGAAGCUUGUCUGUUGACUCUGAUUUCUUCGAGGGUCUCAGUCUCGGAACUGGUGACGAGAAAAAUGGUGCUGGGGACAAGAGGGUCCGCCAUCACAGGCAUAGCAAUUCCAUGGAUGGGUCUUCCACGACGUCGUUUGAGGCUGACUCCUCGAUCGAUGCUAUGAAGAAAGCUAUGGCGCCUGAUAGACUCGCCGAGCUUUCUCUGAUUGAUCCCAAAAGAGCUAAAAGGAUUCUUGCUAAUAGGCAAUCCGCGGCGCGAUCAAAGGAAAGGAAGAUACGUUAUACUAAUGAGCUAGAGAGGAAGGUGCAGACACUUCAGACCGAAGCUACCACACUGUCGGCUCAGGUCACUCUGCUACAGAGAGACACCACUGGCUUGACUAAUGAGAACAAGGAACUCAAACUGCGAUUGCAAGCUAUGGAGCAGCAAGCACAACUUAGAGAUGCUCUCAACGAAGCACUGAAGGACGAAGUGCAGCGGCUUAAGAUAGCAGCCGGCCAACUUCCAGCUGUCAACGGCAAUCCUUUCAACAGAGGGCUGCCCCCUCAAUAUUCCUCCCAUCAGCCUGCCUUACAUCACUUUGGUAGUCUCCAGACCCAGACCCAGGCCCAGACCCAGCCACACCAACAGCAACAGCAACAGCGUCACAUGACACAGUCAUCCACAAACAACCAGACACUAAAUGGGCAGCCUCGCCCUAACUUCUUGGACUACAACCAGAGGGUCUAGCAACAUCACAUGUUAUAGUAGCAAAUUGAUACUUAUAAAAUAGAGGGUAAUUCAUCUCAGGUAGCAUCUUGUACAUGUAUGUAUCAUGUAUGUAUAUGUAUAUGUGUUGCAGGUAAAUUUGUGAAGGGUGUUGCUCAGAAUAGCAAUAGCCCCUUGUAUCAGUCAUAUAUGGCUAUGUUUCUAGUAUUAGGAUAGAGUCAGUUAAAAGUAUGCUAGUAGUACAAUUAAUGGGUGGAUGAACAUUGUUACGUUUUACCAACGGAACAAGCAGCCUCUGCUUUAGAAUGAUGGAACUUGGCAGAUAAUAUUUUCUCAUUUUGGCCAGAUGUAAAAAUAGGAGGCAUUUUUCACCAUUAGUAAAACAGAAAACUAUCCUUUCUGGUUGUCUUA
Messenger RNA from Quercus robur (English oak), 1497 nucleotides. Its product is annotated as transcription factor VIP1. Gene Ontology annotation, cellular component: nucleus. Gene Ontology annotation, molecular function: DNA-binding transcription factor activity. Lineage: Eukaryota; Viridiplantae; Streptophyta; Magnoliopsida; Fagales; Fagaceae. Bases 109 to 1107 code for a protein of 332 amino acids. The transcript has 4 exons. Gene Ontology annotation, biological process: regulation of DNA-templated transcription. The record is from RefSeq and is a predicted model, not a curated record.